AUGGAAUUACUGAAGGAUUAUGCUCACAGCGACGAGGACAUGUCAGACGAUGAUGCUGCAAAGCCUGUCUCGAUUGAAAACUGCAAGUCACUGGCACUUCCUUCUUUAACUGUGGCUCCAGAAGUUAACACCAAAAGUAUAGUGAAACAAAUUGCAAUCGUUGAUCCAAGAACAAAGGAACUGAUGACAAACCCAACAUACGAGCAGCUCUUUCAGCCUGAGGCCAGUGAAGUUCCAUUCAUUUGUAAUAAGAAGUAUUCUUUUAAUCUAAAUGUACUUGCUUAA
Molecule: messenger RNA, 285 nt
Organism: Strongylus vulgaris
Lineage: Eukaryota; Metazoa; Nematoda; Chromadorea; Rhabditida; Strongylidae
Source: the annotation of a GenBank genome assembly